UCACGCUGCUGCCAGGUCCAUACUGUCUGCCAUGGGCCCCUGUACCGCCUCCUCUUGCUGCUGCCAGGCCCGUAAUCUGCCAUGGGCCCGUACCGACUCCUCAUGCUGCUGCCAGGUCCAGAGUCUGUCAUGGGUCCCUGUACCGCCUCCCAUUGCUGCUGUCUCCAUCGCCACACUCUGCCAUGUGCCACUUUCAGGUCUCCUCACACUGCUGGUGGGUUCCAUUUUGUCAUAGGGUGCUGCAUGGCCUCCCAUUGCUGCUGCCUCCACCGCCACACUGUGGCUCCA
Staurois parvus is the source of this 288-nucleotide messenger RNA. Lineage: Eukaryota; Metazoa; Chordata; Amphibia; Anura; Ranidae. The record is from the annotation of a GenBank genome assembly.